UUCAGAUUUAAAAUUCCAUAAUAGUAGACUAAUAUUCCGAUAUCGCUGUCCUGGUUCGACCAGUUUAUUGUUGGAUAGAAAUUUUCACUAUUCUGGUUCCAAUAUUGCCUAAGUAGGUGAUGGACUUGCAUCCAAUUUUGGAAUGUGGGGACAAUCCGACGAACGGUUUAUGGUAUGUUGUAUCGCCUGACAAAAGCCCGGAAUCAAGAGUGGGACAGGCGUGCGUGGCAAGAACCAGCCAGCAGUCAAACGGCGCCGAUGAAAUUAUUGCUAUUGGCGGAGCAAAUCCAUCAGCGACUUUCAGUGAUGUCUACAGGCUCAAUUGGAAAACAUUACAAUGGACUCAAAUUGAAUGUAAAGGACUAAGAUCUAGAUAUGAGCAUGCUGCUUUUAUUCCAACAUCAUAUCCGAAUCUCAUCUAUAUAUUUGGUGGAGCUAACAAAUCUGGAAAUUUAGACUGCUUGCAAUCCUUUGACCGAGGUUCAGGUACAUGGAAUGUAACAUCGUUCAAUGGUCAAUCACCUAGCCCCAGAACCCUGCAUUGUGGAGGAUUUUCUGGCAAUAAAAUGUAUAUAUUUGGAGGGGGACAUCUUGGUGCUGACCCUGUAUCAGAUUUGAAAUUGCAUGUCUUUGAUGCGACUAAUAAAGCAUGGUCUCAGCCUGAGCUACAAGGUGACGUCCCAACUCCAAGACAUGGUCAUAUAAUGGUUGUUGUAGACUCUACAUUAUUCAUUCAUGGUGGAAUGGCAGGAACUAACUUCCACGGAGAUAUGUUUGCCAUUGAUUUGAAGAAUUUCAGGUGUUCCAAACUUGAGCCGUCUGGUGAUAUUCCUUGUGCAAGAGCAGCCCAUUCGGCUUGCAGUCAUCUAUCUAAAUUUUACAUAUUUGGAGGAAUGUGCCCCCAAGGAGCUCUCGAUGACUUUUAUACUUUUGAUACAGCGACCUCAACCUGGACCUCAUUGAAACUUGAUUGUCCACCACCUGCUCCAAGAUUGGAUCAUUCCAUGUUAUGUACUUCGUUGCCAGUCAGAAGGGAUAAUAACCCAAGUGUUAAUGAGGUUUCUGUACAAAGCAAUGGAACACCAUUGCAAAGUGAAACUGCAGCCACCUCAAAUGGUAACAGUUCAGAUGCACCAAAAAUAGUACCUGUUGACAUAUGGCAAGGCACUGUCGCAGGAGACGCAAAUAGUAAAAUGCAGAAUUUAUCAUUGAAAGACUCUGGAGAUGGUUCAACUCCUCUUGUGGCAUCUGUUCCUGACUUAGAAACAGGUGCCACAAACGGCAAUGAUGCCACUGAUCAUGAAUAUGAUUACGUACCAGUAUGUGUUAUCAUUGGUGGAAUGGAUACAACUGGAAAUUUGUUCAAUGAUAUAUUAAUUACAAGAAUUGGCGAAAAGAACUGAGAAGGAAUCUUCCACUGUAAUUGGAUUACAGGUUUUUCUGAUGAACUGAGCACUGUUCCACCUUGCACAAGAAAAAAACUACAGCUCUUUCCAGAUACAAUGUUUAUUGAAUAUUUUUUGGUUCUCAAUUAUUUCAAUGCUUUGUGUUAAAGUAUAUUUUUUAAUAUAAAUUUGAUAGAUAUAUAUUUUUCGCCGAAGUAACAUGUUAUUCAAAUGGGCCUUUGAAUGCUUUGUAUUAUUUGACAAUGUUUCAAAUCGAAUUAGAACGAUACUUCUUCCAAUGAUAUAUCAUCACACAGUAAAAA
Styela clava is the source of this 1708-nucleotide messenger RNA. Lineage: Eukaryota; Metazoa; Chordata; Ascidiacea; Stolidobranchia; Styelidae. The record is from RefSeq and is a predicted model, not a curated record.